GGAAGUAUGUCAGCACGCAGCACUGCUGGGCCAGGCCGGAGGCGGGGUUCACCCUCGGUCUGGGAACUUGUCCUGUUUGCGGGUCUUUGCCUACAUAAAGGCUGCGGAACUCCUCGUAUUCCCCCUGUGGUGACUGGUUAUGCCAGGAUUGUGAAUGGUGAGGAGGCAGUCCCCGGAUCUUGGCCCUGGCAAGUUUCCCUACAGGACAGGACAGGAUGGCAUUACUGCGGUGGUUCCCUGAUUAGCAGCACCUGGGUGGUAACAGCGGCUCACUGUGGUGUGGGGAACACUGACCGUGUUGUUCUUGGAGAACAUGACAGAAACUCAAAUGCUGAACAAAUCCAGUCUCUGGCUGUUUCAAGAGUCUUUACUCACCCCAACUGGAACUCCAACACCAUCAACAACGACAUUUCCCUGAUUAAGUUGGCCACUCCUGCUGUCUUGGAUAGCACCGCAUCUCCAGUGUGCCUGGCCAAUCCCGGUGAAUCAUAUGAUGAUGGUCGUAUCUGUGUUACAAGUGGAUGGGGAAAGACCAGAUACAAUGCAUUAACUACCCCCAGCAAACUGCAGCAGACUGCUCUGCCUGUGAUUUCCAAUACUCAAUGCAAGACCUAUUGGGGUAACAACAUCAGUGACGUCAUGGUCUGUGCUGGAGCUGCUGGAUCCUCUUCUUGCAUGGGUGAUUCCGGUGGACCCCUUGUUUGCCAGAAUAAUGGUGCUUGGACACUGGUUGGUAUUGUAUCCUGGGGAAGCAGCUCAUGUUCAACCUCUACUCCAGCUGUCUACGCUCGCGUCACCGAGCUCCGCAACUGGUUGGACCAGACUGUUGCUGCCAACUAAACAUGUAAAGUGAUACAUAUAGUAAACUGAAAAUAUGUACACAAUAAAAA
Molecule: messenger RNA, 890 nt
Organism: Pseudophryne corroboree (corroboree frog)
Lineage: Eukaryota; Metazoa; Chordata; Amphibia; Anura; Myobatrachidae
Product: chymotrypsinogen B-like
Exons: 7
Coding region: 7-840 (277 amino acids)
Biological process (GO): proteolysis
Molecular function (GO): serine-type endopeptidase activity
Source: RefSeq, a predicted model, not a curated record